AUGUUAGCAACAACAGCACCAAACUCGUUAGUCAUGAAUCCAACAUCUAUGUUAGUAGAGAUGAAAAGCUUUAUUCCUUCUUCAUAUACUUUCGAAACAGAAAUCCAGAAGAUAAAGCAAGAACUUUUAACAAGUAAUUUAGACUGUAGUGCGAAAGAUGAAACAAAUGAACAGUAUCUUUAUGAAAUGCAGGACCUCAUCGACCAUUUGCCUAAACUACCUGAAAUUCAGCAGCAAAAACUCACUAUUCCUGAAUUCGACGAAAUUGAAGUGAAACCAACUGACUCAGUAGAAAUAAAGAAGUUCAUACGAAAGGUAAAUUAUGAAUUCCUUGGUUUUCAUUGCGACAUGGUUUAUAAAAAUAUUUCUGACAUAUAUAAAUCUGGGGAGUUUAAGACAUACGACAACUUUGUUUCAUUAGUUGCAGAAUGUGUAUGGCAGAUAAGAGAUAAAGAUAGAAGAGGUAAGGUAUGGCAUGAACAGAUAAAACCAACUGCUUCAGAUUUAAAGAAAACCAUUGACGCUUUAGUUGUUUUAGCAGGUAAGGUUUCAAUGUAUAACGCAAAAAUGAACCCGCAAUGUUCUAAAUGUAAAGCAGCAAUUAGGAAAUAUAACUACUCCGUCAAAGAGAUAGAAAGAAUGAGAAACGACUAUGCAGACUUAAAGAAAGAAGUAGAGAAGCCGGUUGAAAAUAAAAUGGACAUGUCAGAAUUUCUGAAUAAAAACUAUCCAACUGCUGACGAUUUCCUUCUAUCUGACGUCAAGAAGAAGUAUAAAGAAACUUUCGGCAUUGUUAAAACAUUCGAUGUACUAAAAGAAGAAAUAAAAGCUACAAAACUGUUUAAAGUCUCACGAAUUCAUAACGUUUACCAUGUAAAACGCUUAUAA
Messenger RNA from Trichomonas vaginalis G3, 888 nucleotides. Its product is annotated as organellar and viral DNA polymerase type B. The record is from RefSeq and is a predicted model, not a curated record. NCBI's taxonomy places the organism in Eukaryota, Parabasalia, Trichomonadida, Trichomonadidae. The coding region runs from base 1 to 888 and encodes 295 amino acids. The transcript has a single exon.